Molecule: messenger RNA, 1339 nt
Organism: Cololabis saira (Pacific saury)
Lineage: Eukaryota; Metazoa; Chordata; Actinopteri; Beloniformes; Belonidae
Gene: cops5
Product: COP9 signalosome subunit 5
Exons: 8
Coding region: 141-1145 (334 amino acids)
Biological process (GO): protein deneddylation
Cellular component (GO): cytoplasm; COP9 signalosome
Molecular function (GO): deNEDDylase activity; metallopeptidase activity; protein binding
Source: RefSeq, a predicted model, not a curated record
AUCGUCCACUGUCAUGGCGUCCCAAGCGACUGAAUGUUAGGCCUGCUUCAGUUGUGAAGAAACAUCUAAUUUUUCCGUUUAUUUGAAGGACAUUUGGGAUUUAAACGACUGUCUUGUCGUUUUUGUUAAAAUAAUUGAUAAUGGCCGGCAGCAGUACGGCUCAGAAAACAUGGGAGCUCACUAACAGCAUGACGGAAGUUCAGAGCAUCGAUGAAAUUUAUAAAUAUGACAAAAAGCAACAACAAGAAAUCCUCGCUGCAAAGCCAUGGACAAAGGAUCACCACUACUUCAAGUACUGCAAAAUUUCAGCUUUGGCACUGUUGAAGAUGGUGAUGCAUGCUCGGUCUGGAGGGAACCUGGAGGUGAUGGGUCUGAUGCUGGGGAAGGUGGAUGGAGAAACCAUGAACAUCAUGGACAGCUUUGCCCUGCCCGUGGAGGGGACCGAGACCAGAGUAAACGCCCAGGCUGCAGCAUACGAGUACAUGGCAGCCUACAUUGAAAAUGCCAAGCAGGUUGGCCGGCUGGAAAAUGCAAUUGGCUGGUACCACAGUCACCCAGGCUACGGAUGCUGGCUCUCAGGCAUAGAUGUCAGUACUCAGAUGCUCAACCAGCAGUUUCAGGAGCCUUUUGUGGCUGUUGUGAUCGACCCCACUCGGACUAUUUCUGCAGGGAAAGUCAAUCUCGGUGCCUUCAGAACGUACCCAAAGGGUUACAAACCUCCUGAUGAGGGACCGUCAGAAUAUCAGACUAUCCCUCUGAACAAGAUAGAAGACUUUGGUGUGCAUUGUAAACAGUAUUAUGCCUUGGAGGUGACUUACUUUAAGUCUUCCCUGGAUAGAAAGCUUCUGGAACUCCUUUGGAAUAAAUAUUGGGUUAAUACCUUAAGUUCCUCAAGCCUCCUCACGAACUCAGACUACACCACAGGCCAGGUGUUUGACCUGUCGGAGAAGCUGGAGCAGUCGGAAGCCCAGCUGGGCAGAGGCAGCUUCAUGCUCGGCUUGGACACACACGAUAGGAAGUCUGAGGACAAACUAGCCAAAGCAACCCGAGACAGCUGCAAGACAACAAUAGAGGCAAUUCAUGGUCUCAUGUCUCAAGUCAUUAAAGACAAACUCUUCAAUCAAAUCAACACAUCUGCCAAUUAAACCCGAGCAAUUUGGAUUUUCACAUUUUUUCACACAAAGUUUUCUUGUGAAUGCUCAGCAGCUGCUGGGUUAUGGGUAUAUCUCUAUUAAAAGUAGCACCAUCUGUGAUGUCUCUGUUCAUUUUUUUUCUUUUUACCUAGAAGUGGAUCAGAAAUGCAGUAAUACAUUGAAAAAAUAAAACAUUAAAACCAAUA